GACAACGUCAGCACGAUUGGUCGACAUUCUGCUGUAUGGGUCGUUACGUCUUGCUAUUCAUAUUCUAAUGGGAUGUCUAUCUCCUCCUCUAAUAUCUCUGUUCACACGAAAGUUCGAUAGUCAACAUGGCGGCAGCGAUGGAUGUUGAUACCCCAAGCGCCACGAAUAGUGGAGCAAGCAAGAAACGUUUUGAAGUGAAGAAGUGGAAUGCAGUGGCACUUUGGGCCUGGGACAUUGUGGUGGACAACUGUGCCAUCUGUAGGAAUCACAUUAUGGAUCUCUGUGAGUAUGCAUUAACAUUAUUUGACUACUGGGCUAAUAAAGUUGUGUGUUACACAUUUCUCUUGUUCUCCAUAGGCAUAGAGUGCCAGGCUAACCAGGCCUCUGCCACAUCAGAGGAGUGCACCGUAGCCUGGGGAGUCUGCAAUCAUGCAUUCCAUUUCCACUGUAUCUCCCGUUGGUUGAAGACCAGGCAGGUGUGCCCCCUAGACAACAGGGAGUGGGAGUUUCAGAAAUAUGGACACUAGGUGGAAGACUCUAGACCAUUACUUGCGCUUCUGCAAGUUUCAUGCUUUCUGUUGCUUUCUCUUUCUUCGUAUGAUAGACUCCACUUUGAGUACAUUGCAAAUACUGAGGACAUCCACCCCCACAUCUCAUUGUUUUAGGCUCGCUGGAAAACAAUGUUUUUUAAGUUGAAUUUGCAAUGUUGUAAAUUAUAAAUAAACAAUGUUCUGUGUA
Oncorhynchus mykiss (rainbow trout) is the source of this 738-nucleotide messenger RNA. The record is from RefSeq and is a predicted model, not a curated record. NCBI's taxonomy places the organism in Eukaryota, Metazoa, Chordata, Actinopteri, Salmoniformes, Salmonidae.